This is a messenger RNA of Diaporthe citri, 396 nucleotides long. RefSeq lists its product as uncharacterized. The record is from RefSeq and is a predicted model, not a curated record. The coding region runs from base 1 to 396 and encodes 131 amino acids. The transcript has 2 exons. NCBI's taxonomy places the organism in Eukaryota, Fungi, Ascomycota, Sordariomycetes, Diaporthales, Diaporthaceae.
AUGGCCAACAAAAAGUCCAGUGGCGCAGAGAUCACCGAGGCGGAGAGGAAUGACCCCAACGCUGCAUGGGAGGCGACCAUCACGAAAGGAAUGAAGGAAACCGAGUCCGAGAUGUUUCUGCAGUGGAUAUCCAUCAUCAUGAUAGGCGUUGCCAUCAACGACGACAACGAAGCUUACGAGAGGUACCAAUGGAUCGAUACCCACAGUCAGCAAUCGAAAGGAAUCUGUAUCAACAAGCUCUGGUGGAUUGGUUGGUUGGAGAAAGGAGAAUGGGCAUUCGUCAAACAGAGACCGCGCGAAAGUGGAAAAGUCUGGGGCAGUGGUAUCUGUCGGUUCGACGCAAUGGAUCAAGUGCAACUGCACGGUCAUGUGAACAGCGCAAUAUCGUGCUUGUAA